UCUCCAGGCUGGGCACCUGCCAGGUUUGGCAGCUUAUUACCACGGAGGGAGGGCAGUUUCUCUCCCUUGCCCGGCCUCUUCCUCCUCCCUCCCUCCCUCCCUCCCUCCCUCCCUUACCUUCCUUACUGGCUCCUCUCAGGCAGGUUCAGACGGGAGCCUGGGCUGAUCUCAGGCAGACACUCCAGGCCCCCGCAGCUCCAGGAGCCCAGACACAGCAGGUGAAGCCAAACCCAGCAGCUGCUGCAGCCAUGUCCGCCUUCAGCCUGCUCCUUCUGGGCCUGCUCACCACGGCGGCCCCCGCCAGCUGUCAACAAGGUGUGGGGAGACUGCAGCCCUGGAUGCAAGGCCUCAUCGCUGUGGCUGUGUUCCUGGUGCUCGUUGCCAUCGCCUUUGCUGUCAACCACUUCUGGUGCCAGGAAGAGUCGGAGCCUGUGGACAUGGUUAUGACUGUUGGAAACAAGUCCGAUGGGGUCCUGGUGGGCAUGGACGGAAAGUACUCCUCGAAUGUGGCCGGCUUCAGGUCCAAUGAGCACGUGAAUGCCUAUGAGAAUGUCCUGGAGGAGGAAGGCAAGGUCCGCAGCACCCCCAUGUGACCCCCACUGACCUGCUGCCCCAGCCCGAGGCCCGCAGGCACCUGUGAGCAGAGCUGUUCAUCACCGCCAACCAAGCCAUUCCUCUGCCCUUGGGGAUGGGAUGUCCGCUCAGCGUGGCGCCAUCUGCCCCACGGCUCCACCCUGACGUGUGGGAAGGGCCCUUAUUUCUGUGAAAUAAAGACUUUUUGUACUCCU
Ochotona curzoniae (black-lipped pika) is the source of this 788-nucleotide messenger RNA. It is a transcript of the gene PDZK1IP1, whose product is annotated as PDZK1 interacting protein 1. Bases 249 to 593 code for a protein of 114 amino acids. The record is from RefSeq and is a predicted model, not a curated record. Lineage: Eukaryota; Metazoa; Chordata; Mammalia; Lagomorpha; Ochotonidae. The transcript is spliced from 4 exons.